Molecule: messenger RNA, 769 nt
Organism: Alosa sapidissima (American shad)
Lineage: Eukaryota; Metazoa; Chordata; Actinopteri; Clupeiformes; Clupeidae
Product: olfactory receptor 52L1-like
Exons: 2
Coding region: 1-768 (255 amino acids)
Biological process (GO): G protein-coupled receptor signaling pathway
Cellular component (GO): membrane
Molecular function (GO): G protein-coupled receptor activity; olfactory receptor activity
Source: RefSeq, a predicted model, not a curated record
AUGCCUGAGAUGAUGGAAAACGUUUCUACUUUUAAAUUCUUUAUUCUUUCUGGGCUGCAGGACUCAGGAGUUUACAAGCCUCUGUACUUCUUAUUGGCGUUUGUCCUUUACAUCCUUAUUAUUAUAGUCAACUUAACUUUGAUCUUUAUUGUGGCAGUGGAUAAAAGCCUCCAUGAGCCCAUGUACAUUUUCAUUUGUAAUCUGUGUGCAAAUGGACUUUACGGGACUGUUGGUUUUUAUCCCAAAUUUUUGCUGGACUUGCAAUCUGAUAUUCACAUUAUAAGCUACAGUUGGUGCCUGCUUCAAACUUAUGUGAUUUAUAACUCUGCGCUGUGUGAAAUGUCAGUUUUAACAGUAAUGUCUUAUGAUCGCUAUGUGGCAAUUUGCAGACCACUGCAAUACCACAGCAUUUUGACUCCACGUGCCGUGUCAAAGUUGCUUUUUGUCUUAACUUUAGUUUCUUAUGCUCAUAUUGUCAAAGUUUGUAUAUCAUCCAGUGAGGGUAGAAAAAAAUUCAGUAAAACUUGUGUUCCGCAUAUAGUGGUUAUGGUCAUAUAUAUUGUGACUGCAUUGUUUGAUGUAUUUUACAGCUGGGCUGGUUCACUACAUCUUCCAAUUGGUGUACGUAAUGCAUUGGCUAUACAAUUUCUGAUUUUUCCCCCACUAUUAAACCCAUUAAUUUAUGGCCUCCAACUUCCACGGAUUCGAAAAGUACUAUGUAGACAAAGUUGUAGACAUAAAGUGUGUUAUCUUAGAAAUAAUGCAUGAU